GCCAUGCUGCAAAACUCAGUGCAUAACAGCAACAAUAACAACAACAUUACAAGCACCACCUUACAUUCACCGGACAGAACACCAGCAUCGUUGGUCAGUACAACCACACCGACAAAAACGACCGCCGAUGACCAGGACGACGAGACGCUCAUACGUGAGACACAAGCGGCACUUAAAAGCCUCUCGGGCAGUUGGCCACCGGAAGCGCGCAACAAUCUGUACCGUCUGCAGGAUCAGGACGAGAAUCCGCCCCCGUUUCAGAAUCUCUUCGAAGAGAAACAAAAGUACGGCACACAAACGCUAACAACCGACAAAGAAACUUAUUUUCAAACUGAUCUCUUACGUUUCCACAGACAAAAGGAAAACGAUCAGGCGCGUAUCAAUUCACAGCACGCCGAACAUACAACGUUUGACGAGCGUAAACGUACCACAGCCUUCUCGCAAGCGUCCGCCUUUAAGCCACCACACGAUAUCAAACGCAACGGUCUCAUACCCUAUCCGCCGGGCGCAACAGCUAUGGCAUCAGUGACGUCCUCGCUUCCACCACCGCCACAUUACCCCAUCUACACCAACAUGAAUGACUCUUCGGCUGCAUACCUGAGCUAUCAGCCACACACGCUAGCCGACUCCAACACAAUGUCCAUGCUGCCGCCCGCGCGUCCUACACCGACAACGCCCGGACACGCCAAUGGUUUCGAUAUCGCCUCGCAAAUCGGCGCCACCGAUAGCAAAAUCACAGAGCUCAAGCCCGCGCUGGCAGGCGGCGUGGAGUUGCAUAAGCAUAAUGAAGCGCUUGGCACGCCUGGUGUAGUGGGCGCUGCCUCAGCUGGUGGCCCAGCAACGGCGGCUGACACUAAGCACUACACCAUACUGCAACCGGCCGGUGUGGGCAGUCGUGCGGCAUCGGUGAUGCAGGAUAUAGCACGUGAGGGCGUGGUAACAGCGGUCACAGCUGUGGGCAGCAACAAUAGUAACGGCGGUGUUGGCGCAACGGUUAGCAUACCACAACCGACCUACUCGCCGGGCAGCAUCAAUCGUGGCGAUGGCACCAAGUGCCCCACUCCAAGUUGCAACGGCCAAGGACAUAUCACGGGGCUUUACUCACACCAUCGCAGCUUAUCUGGUUGUCCAAAACGUGAUAAAGUCACCUCGGAAUCUGUGGUAGACACGCUAAAGUCCGAGCCAAAGGAGCUGCCUCAUUUGGAAAAGUUAAAAAUCGCCUCAAAUCAAUACUUGAAUAACAACAACAUCAGCUGCAUUAAUAACAAUAGUGGGCACAUCACGACCGGCAGCAACAACAAUAGUAACACUUCCGCCAGCCACAACACACUCAGUCACAGCUCGAGCUCGACAACGAACUCAAGUGCGGCGAGCAACGCAAUGCCAAUUAUCAAAUCGGAAUUCAGUCCGGUCGCCAGCGUCAAGUCCGAAUACAACAAAAGUCCCAUGCAUCCAUAUAUGAACAAUGCGGACAGCACCGGCGGUGGCACAACAGACCGCUCGGCUAACGGUAAUGCGCCCAAUACCGGCGCUGUGUCCACUACGAACUCAGAUAAUUUGCACGCGCCACACUUAAGUGGUGUCCGAAGUGCGGCCGGAACACUUCAAGCAUCCGGCUACGUGAGCAUGCAGCAGCAGCAACAGCAUCAACAACAGCAGCCACCCCAACAGCAGCCACCAACGCAUACAAUGGCCGACCCACAUCAGCAGCAACAUCAACAGCAGGCGCAACAACAAAGUCCACAUAAUCCACAUCAACAACAACAACAGCACACAAUGCAUCAACAACGCGGUCCAUUCAUCGAAGACUCAUCAUCGCUAAUGAUGUCCGCUGGCAAUGGUGCUUCCGUGAACGGUGCCGAUGCCUAUCGCACUGAUGGUCAUCACGAUGACGCACAACAUCAACAACAUCACUACGAGCAUAUGCGCUAUGCGCAACACAUGGGGAAUGAUGUUGCUGGCGGUGGCGCCGGCGUUGGUGAUGGCAGUCUAGGUGGCGGUAAACCUCCAACAUCUGCUUAUGUACAGGAAAUGCUUACUGCCAAUGGUGCACCCACCAAUGCGAUGUCGCCCAAUGCACGCGCCUACGAUGGCAACCCACCCACAUCGCUCUCAUCGGCCGCCGCUGCAGCCGCCUAUGCUGAUGCCACAGGCGUAUCCAGUGUAGCCGGUAUGCCGACGGCCUUCGAACGCUACGAUCCCAUUUGCAAUGGUCAGCGUCAGGGUCCACCGUCGAAUAUGUAUCACUAUCUGCCACAGUCCGCAGACGACUUGCAAGUGCAGCAGCAGAAAUACUUGCAAGAACAACAAAUGUUAAUGGCCAAAGCGGAACACGACGAACUCGCCAAUGGUGGUCCAAUAUAUCCCCGUCCCAUGUAUCAUUAUGAUCCAAGUAUGGGUCCAUUGCCGCCAGGCUUUUCCGCCAUUAAUUUGUCUGUGAAAAUGGCAGCGGCGCAAGCAGCAGCCGCCGCAGCCGCUUACCAAAAUCAACAGCAGCAGCAACAACAACAGCAACAGCAACCGAAGCAAAGCGGUUCACCAUCACCACCUGGUGCUCCGGUCGUCGAUUUGUCAGCCUCCGCCUCGGUGACUUCGUCCAGUCCGCACGGUUUCAACUCGCCAGCUUCACAUAAUCAGUACAGUCAGCGCAUGGGCGCUGGCAGUCCACAGCCUGGUGCAAGCCCCAACAUCGCCAGUCCUCAAGUGCCAAGUCCUCAGGGACAAACGUUGGAUCUGAGCGUCACACGCCUGCCACACAGUAUUAUCACGAGCCCACAGUACGGUACACAUCCCGACGGUCUAGUCGUCGGUCACCCACAAGGCUUUGGACCAGGUGUACCACCAACCGGCGCUAACGGUGCGCCACGUUCACCACAAAUGGAACCAGUCGAUUUUAGCGGACCCCCGCGGCCACUCGGCUUCGGGCUGGUCGGACACAUAGGCGGACCACGUCCAUAUAGUCGUGAAUCGACACCGGACAGCGGCGGUUCGCACUACAUCGACAGCUAUCGUGAUCCAAGUGGCUACUCCCCUCAUCCAGGUUAUGGCAUGGUCGUACAAUCUGAUUAUCCCCCAGCCGGCUAUCAUGGCUACGGUCCAGCCGCAUAUCAAUGCAGCAAUCCUUAUGCGACUGCUGUCGGUCCCGGCGGAUAUCCGACACCCGUAUCGGGCGGCUACUCACCCAGUCCAGCGUCGUGUUACUCCAUGCCGCCGCCACAGCAUAUACCACAACACGACAAGACAAAGGAUAGUUUGACGGGCUGUACGCGCAGCGAUCGCAAUCAUCUGCAGCCGCACUCGCAAGAACUGAAAUGUCCCACACCCGGCUGUGAUGGUUCGGGUCAUGUCACCGGCAAUUAUUCAUCGCAUCGCAGUUUAUCGGGUUGCCCGCGUGCCAAUAAGCCGAAGAGUAAGCCGCGCGAUGGACAGGACUCAGAGCCGCUGAGAUGUCCCAUACCCGGCUGUGACGGCUCUGGCCAUUCCACUGGCAAAUUCUUAUCGCAUAGAAGCGCCUCCGGCUGUCCCAUCGCGAAUCGCAAUAAAAUGCGCGUACUCGAGGCCGGCGGCACCGUAGAACAGCAUAAAGCCGCCGUCGCUGCGGCGACUGCGAUGAAGUUUGACGGUGCGUAUGCUCAACAUUUUGGUUGCGGCAGCGCUGCCAGUCAAGGCAUGAAGAAACCCAAAUUCGACGAUGUUACAAUGGUCUACCCCAAGGGCUAUACAGGCAUCGACAUGAUGAUGGGCGGUGUCGGUUCCGCUGUCUCCUCGUCCGCUUCCGUUUCAAGUAAUCUCAGCAAUAGCAGCAGCAACAACAACGCCUCGGUGGUGAGCUCAACUGCUGCGCUGGGCAAUGUCUCGUCGUCGGUGACCGGCACUGCAACACUGCCCGACAGCUUGCAAGGCAACAAUACCGCCAACAACAACAGUAAUGGCAAUAACGCAACAAAUAACGCGAACAACAACAAUAAUAAUAAUGUGCCCUCAACAAAUGGCGGCGGCGGCGGCGGCAAUGGCAGCGGCGUGGGUGAGGACUUGAACACGCUCGAAGCGGAGAUCUCGGAAUUGCAACGGGAGAAUGCGCGCGUCGAAUCGCAAAUGAUGCGCCUCAAGUCCGACAUAAAUGCCAUGGAAUCACAGUUGCACACCAGCGAUAGGGAGGCUUCUCCGCUGAGUACUCAUCAACAGCGUAAUCUCGCUGCGGUGACUAUCAAUGCUGGAGGAGCAACAGCUCUUGGGAGCGUCUCCUCCAGCGCCUCAAUCGCCUCCCCGCUCAGCAAUCACAACGGCAGCGGCAACAGCGCCAACGGCAACGGCAACGGCAACAGUAACAUCAACCUCGGCGGCAGUGGUGGAGCCGGCGGCAACAACAACAGCAACGCCCUCUCCAGCACAAACAUCUCACACUCCCUCGCCAGCAGUCACGCCGGCACCAUAGGCAGUCACAGCCAUAGUCACAGCGGCAGCUAUUUAACACCGCCACCAAGCGUCAGCAUCAGCACCACCACCUCCUCCACCGCGUCUAGCGGCGGUCCACCCACAUCCAGUUCCUAUUACGAGAGUUUACGAAACAACGUUAUCACGCUACUUGAACACGUACGACUACCACCACCCGGCGGCAACAAUGGCGGCACAAGCAUGAGCGCGAGUCCACUAAGCGGUGGCGGCGGCGGCAAUAAUGUGAGCAGCACCAGCAUAGGCGGUCAUCCAAGUGAUGGUCUAGGCAAUAGUUUAUCCUCGAAUUUGACGGGAUUGCCUGCCACCGCCGAAGUGUUGAGUAAUCAGCAAUUGACCAGCGCUUACGGUGUGCCACAUCCAUCACAUCCCACACUCAUACCACCAAGUCCAUUACCCACAGCCUCCAUUGCGCCCACAAAUGUGGUUAGCGGUGCUGUGUCCAUGUAUGCAGCACCACCCCACCAUUUAGCCGGCACGCAUCCGGGUAUGUUGGGUCCACCACCGCCGCCGCCUCCGCCACCACAUGGCGCCUCAAUGCCGCCACAUCAUCCGUACACCGUACAUCAUCCAGCUGGUUAUGCGCAUCAUGAACCCUUCGACUCAUACAUAUCAAAGCUACAAUCACUCUGUGUGCCACCCGAUGUCUAUGCACUACCCGAUGAUGCCGGUCGUGCCGUGUACGAUACAGUUAAGCCGAGUUUGCAUCAAGACUACACGCUAAUGCCGACGCCGAUUUAAGCGUGGAUGAGAAGCGGGUUGGUGUGGGAAAGCGACUAUUAGGUUUAAUUAGCUGAAACUGGAACCGCCUUCCUUGAUAGUUUCUACAAAGGUUCAAACACAGCAUACAAUACCAGAGAGCUCUGACAGCAAGAGGAAUAAGAAGAGGUAGAGCGGUGAGUUAAAUUAUAAUUUUGUAUCAAACAAUUUGAACGAUCGGUGCACCCCUAAAAAUAUGUACAGUAGAGAUAAAUUUAGGAUGAUUGGUAAUGUUUCCAAGUUCUUACUAUAAGAGGCCGAAUUCUCCAGAAUAAUUUAAUACUUACAGUCCAAGAGGGCACAAGGAACGUCCAAUGAUUUAGCUUCAAUCGACUAAGCGUUUUUUUUUCCGAACAUGUGGUCAUCCUCAUAUGUAAAUGGAUUUAAAAAUAUGCCAUCUGGAACAAGAAGCUUAUUACAAAUCCUACAUAAGAAGCUUUCGUUUUUAUUAUUAUGCAUAAAAACGUUUCAAAAUUCAGUCAAAAGCCUUAGAUUUAUUAUUAUAUUGAAAUCAUCAGUGAAAGCUGGUAUUAUGAUGUUAGUUCGUUUCCUUAUAAGAAUGAAAUACUUUGCUUCAUUUAUAAAAACAUUGAGAACUGCAGAAAAUAUUGUUAAAGCUUCACAGCUGAAAGCUUCGAUGAAAGCUCGCAUAAUGUUAAAGCUCCUUAGCGGCAAAAGCAAAUAACGAUGAAAGCUCAUUGGAGAAAAUGUGAAAAAGGAAAGAAUACUUCUCUAUGAUUUUUGGGAUUAUUACUUAACAAAAAUUUCUGAACUUUUUCCAACAUUUUUUCAAUAUACUAAUGUACAUACCAUAACUUAGGAGAAUAAAAAGCGAAAUAAAAUAAUGAAAAAUAGUAUAUAUAAUAGUUAUAGCGAAAAGACAGGUAUCAAGCAUUAGCCUUACAAAAUCUAUUUAAAUAAUUUGUAUAAUAAUUUGUAACUACUAAAAAAUCUGAUAAUAUGUCUGUAUUUGUAACUGUAUAUGGGUACAGAUGUGCAAUUGUAAUUAUGUAGAUAAGAAGUGAUAACUGCGGAAAAUAUUUUUUUCGGACCUUCUAUGCGAAGAAUGGAGUAUGUGUUCGGCAACUAAAUACUAGUCAGAAAAUUAACUCGAUAUAGUAAGUUCUAGCGAUAGUAAUCGAUGUAUGAGUACUAAUUAUAUAUAAUGUUGUUGUUUUAUACAGUUACAGCAACAACAAAUAAUUAUACUAAAACAAAUACUGAUAAACUUGAGCUAUAGAAAAGGGUAUACGAAUAUAUGGGGCUUUUCGAAAGCUUGGUAGAAGACUUGGCGGUGGAAGGAAGUCGUGGAAAGCUGCUAAAGACGCUACUUCUGCCAGUUAGCUUAUGACUCUGAAAGCAUGUGAAAGCUUUCGAAGCAGAGCUGUAGUAAAAUUAAAAAAUUGUAUAUAAAUAUGCGUGUAUCUCUUUAAAAAGGUGAACUUUGCCGCCGAAAUUCCUUAGUGCGCUAAGAAUUAUAGUAUCUAACGGUAAAUGUAUGUAUAUAAAUGUAAAUUAUGUAGAAAUAUUGAAUUUAUAAUAGAUGUGCAGUUCCGCAAUACAGCGAAGUAUUAGAGAAUCCCCACUAAUACACUAUGGCUGAAUAUAUAUCGUCAUCUAAAAUGUAACAUCACUUUUUAUAAGUUUACAGGCGAAGGAAAAACGACA
This is a messenger RNA of Bactrocera latifrons, 6879 nucleotides long. RefSeq lists its product as uncharacterized. Gene Ontology annotation, molecular function: RNA polymerase II cis-regulatory region sequence-specific DNA binding; DNA-binding transcription factor activity, RNA polymerase II-specific; zinc ion binding. The coding region runs from base 4 to 5193 and encodes 1729 amino acids. The transcript is spliced from 12 exons. Gene Ontology annotation, biological process: regulation of transcription by RNA polymerase II. NCBI's taxonomy places the organism in Eukaryota, Metazoa, Arthropoda, Insecta, Diptera, Tephritidae. Gene Ontology annotation, cellular component: nucleus. The record is from RefSeq and is a predicted model, not a curated record.